Hemicordylus capensis (graceful crag lizard) is the source of this 5300-nucleotide messenger RNA. RefSeq names its product MEF2 activating motif and SAP domain containing transcriptional regulator (gene MAMSTR). The record is from RefSeq and is a predicted model, not a curated record. The coding region runs from base 388 to 2511 and encodes 707 amino acids. NCBI's taxonomy places the organism in Eukaryota, Metazoa, Chordata, Lepidosauria, Squamata, Cordylidae. Gene Ontology annotation, biological process: smooth muscle cell differentiation; cardiac muscle cell differentiation. The transcript is spliced from 14 exons.
GGGGAGCAUGGCAGAGACACAGGGACAUCCCAGCUGCCCGGGGCUGGGGAGGGGGGCACGGUGGCGUCUGACCCCCAGGCGGGGGGCAGAGCCCUCGGCCCAACCCCCUCCGGAGGUCCCUGUGCUUGGUUACCCCGCCGUUGCCAUCCUCACCUGGGCAGCGAGGAAAAGAAGGAGCCCACCACCACCACCACCACCAGCACCACCCCUCCCUGCCCCCUGGAGAGGCGGGCGGACCCUCCCAGCGAAGCCAGCGGGGGAAGCGGGCUGGAGAAGGGCGGAAAGGCGGGCAGCCCCCCACGUCCCCCAAGCAAAGCACCCGAAGGGAGAGGAGCAGAAAUCUCUCGUGCAUUCCGAUCAGGGUUUGUAGCUGAAGGGACCUCGAAAAUGACACUCUUGGCUUCUGAACGUUCAAUGCUCAUCCGAAGCAAGUUCCGCUCCGUACUCCAGCUGCGAAUGCAACACCGGAGGUCCCAAGAGCAACUCUCUGAACGUCAUCUGCUUCCAGCACUCAACAAACCCCUCAUGACCUUCUCGCAGCCCAAUGGGACGCAGAGCCAGAACAAGGCCAAUGAAAUUGCAAAGCUGAAAGUCCCGCCCCGGCCCCACAAGUCCAGCACUGCUAAGGGCCAGCUGGCAGAAGUGCCUCCAGGUGACCCUUCUGAGCUACAAGACAAAAAGGCUCGCCUGGCUGAAGACCUGAGUGAGAAGAUCCUCCACCGCCCUGGACCACUUGAGCUGGUGAAGAAAAAUAUCCUCCCCUUGGACCCAGGCCUCAAGAAUGCCAUGACAGAUGGAGCUCCUGCUGCUCCCGACUCCUUCAGCUUUGAGGAAGAUCUCAGUAGUUCAUCUUCAUCUUCCUCCUCCUCCUCCCCGUGCUUUGCACUCUCUCCUGGAAGUGCCCCUGGCCAUCCUUCCUCCUCCUCCUCCUCCUUUCAACUGGACCUAUCUCCAAUCCUCACAGAUCAACAGCCCCCUGUGUCAUCAUCCACCUCGGAGGCCGAGUUCCCUCUCCCAGGGGGGAGCCCCCUCACCAAGCCUUCGAUUUCUCUCCUCAAGGCCCCACCCAAGGUCCCCGAGGCCAGGAAACCUCCACGCCCCAAGAAGGCCAAGGAGCCCCGACCCAAGGUGAAGAAGCUCAAGUACCACCAGUAUAUGCCCCCAGACCAGAAAGGGGAGCAGGCGUCAGUGCCCAUGGAUGCCGCCUAUGCCCGCCUCCUGCAGCAGCAGCAGGUCUUCCUGCAGCUCCAGAUUUUGAACCAGCAGCAGCAGCCAACACCAACGUCGCCGGCCACCUUCUGUGUUCAAGCCCUGCAUGCCGUCCCAGCCAGUGCUCCAGAUCAAGCGCUGAGCUUUUCAGGGACCCCUGCCCCACCAAGUGGGCCUCCUCCACUGCCUCUUUCCUCUCCAGCCACUCCAGCCUCCUCUUCACCACCCAAACCGGAACUGCUCCCUGCCAACUUGGAGGAGCUCACGGUCUCUGAGCUCCGUCAGCAGCUCCGCAAGCGAGGCCUUCCUGUCUCAGGCACCAAGCCAGCUCUGUUGGAGCGCCUCAAGCCUUACCAGGUGGCCCGGGCCAAGCCUCCGCCUGUCCCACUUUCCAGCACCCGCUUGGCACCUUCUGACCUGGAAGAGGAGGCUCAGGCCCUGCGGGAGAAGCAGCGAGUUGCCGAGAAUCUGGCGCUCAAGCUCCACCGGGAGCAGAAACACCACCACCAACACGACCUACGGGUGGAGCUAGAGAUGCACAGGAGGAUCAAGAACCGCCGCAAGGGAGCACUACCGUCACCCAGCCAGCAGGGGGCACCUCCACCUUAUGUCCCAAAGAGAGAGGACAAUAAGGAGGCGGGAGGCACAGAAGACGGUUUCGUGGUCUUAUGCCCUCCAUCCUGCGAGCCAAUCAAUUCAGAUAUGGAGCUGCCCCUUGAAAUCACAGCCAGCCCUCCUGACUCAGUGCCAGGAACCCGAUCCCUUGAGGAGGAGCUCCAAGAGGCCAUCCAGAAAGCUCAGCUGGUGCCAAGCCAAUCAAUUGAAGACAUCUUAGAGGAACCACUGAUGUGUACAGGUGACCUUCUCCAAGCACCUUCCUUGACCCCAGAAAUCCCCAACCAAGUUGCCCCAUCCCCCCUCGUCCACCAAGAAGCACCGCCCCCAAAGAAGCCCCGGCCCAGCAGUGAACCUCCUCUGGUGACCUCUGCCAUCUUUGAUUUUCCUGGACCUUAUGAUUUCCUCUCAACAGCUUCUUCCUCAUCUGCAUCCCUGGACUCGCUGUCCUCUGUAUUCUCUCCUGACUCUCUGGAGAUGCCCCCAUCCCCACCAGAUGCCUGGCAAGGAAGUGGGACCCGUGCCGGAUUCGAUCCCGUUGAUUGGCUGGAGGCCUUGACUUCUGGCUCAGCCUCGGGCCUAGGCUCUACCAGCCCUGUUGGCAGCAGUAUCUUCUGCACGGACUUUUUCGAUUCAUCUGACCUCGGAGUCAACCACAUGAUAGACCUAAUGGUGGAACAGUGGUAGAUGGGGUGCCAGUAGCCCAACUGGGUCCCAAAGGCCUGAAGGGAAAGGAGGAGAAUCCUCCUUAAGCCCUAUGAGGUCAUAGCAGUACUGGGUACCAGCUUGAAUGGGUGAGAACGACCAUGUUUGAGUUGUCAGCAUCACACUUCCUCAAAGAUGGUUUUGUUUCUGUUAAUGCCAAAUCCAGCUACUCACUUAGAGGAAUUAAGUCACUGAUGUUUGGGUUGUGUCAGUGACAUGCCGCCUCUCAGUUGACCAGGGAACCUCAGAAUGCUCUGCUGUCUCCAGUGAUGUGGCCAUCUUGAAAUACCAAUGUUUGGGAGGCUGACAAUCAGCCAGACACGUUGGAUGGGUAAAAUCCUGGUUCAGGACAUCACUGACCUUAAGAAGCCAUCAUAGAUAGAUUAAAGCAUUUCUUGUUUUUCUGUGAUAUCAUCAUGAAGUGAUUAAACUAAUCUUGACUGGAAUGAACGGUAGACAUCUGGUCCUUAGCAAUGUUGGAAGCCAUCUUGGAUUAAAACUUUGGCGAAUCAGCGAAUUCUACCUGCCACCUUGAAUGUCUGCAUCAAGUUGACUCUGAUGUCAUUCACAGAAGGGGAAACACUGUGAUCCAAGGUGAUGUCACCUUCAAGAAGCCGUGUUGCUUGUUUUAAGCCAUGAGGACACCAUCAGUUCUUCAAUAUCGGGGCUGUCCCAUCAAUUCUGAUGUGGCUGAGGACAAGAAGCAUAAAUUCCACCUUGGCUGGGGCAUACCAUCUUGUUUUUUUGAACCAAACAGAAGGCAAGUGUCAACUCUGAAACCAACUUGGAUGGUGCAAUCUCAAGCCCUUACGGGGUUGGGCAAGAAGCUACCAUUUCUAGGGGCCACCCUCAACAGACUAUACCAGCAGCGGCAACUUCAUGUUUUCCUAAGUAUAUGGGAGGGUGGGGCGACACCUUCUGUGUUGGGGACCGUACCAUCUUUAGUAGGUGGUGAAAAAGAGAUGCAAUGCGAAGAGGAGAUGCCACCUUUGACAGCUGAUGCCAUUCUAAUUCUUAAAUUCUUAUUUUCAUUUGUACUUAGUGUUAUGAAGUAGAGGGACCGUGUGCAUACACUUGGCUCAAAACCAUUCUUUCAACCAGGAGCGGGGCGGAGGGGUGGUGGUGCAAUGGCUCCCUAAGGGAGCUAAAGUGGAGGGUGCCUCUUUCACAGGAAUCUGUGGUGAUGGGUCACAUCCAAGUAACCAAAGGUUGCUGGGAAAUUUAGACCAAGGGGUUUAUGGAAGGCCCAAGGCAUAGGUGUGGUAACUGCUUGUGCUAUGUGGAAACUGAAGGCAUAUCUAACUAAAUACUUACACUGAUUGAAUAAUAGUCAUUCCCUCUGCAUGGGAAACCCUGGAACUGUAGUUCUUUAAGAAAGACUAGGGUGCUCCAACAGAAUUCCCAUCACCCUCAGCAGACUACAGUUCCCAGGAUUCUUUGGAAGGAAUAAAACAGUGAAAUGGAUAUAAAAUCACUAUAUUUUUGAAGUGUAGAUAUGCUCACAGUGUGUGUUUGUUCUCAAACUCAAGGCCAAAUCUGUGUACUUCUACAGUUUCCCUAACUGGGGAGGUGUGAUUUUCAUCAGGAAAACAGCACAGAAGGAGAGAAUGGAGCUCCUCAUCUCCCAGCACAGUGGUCCUGAUCUGAAUCCACCUCUUCCUAGGCAACCUUUUACAGAUAUAUAAAGAGAUGGGAGAUUCAGAGAACUCUGUCUUUUCUAAUAUGGUCCUAAGAUACAAGGACAAACCCUGUUCUGUUACUGUCAUGACAUGCAAUGUUGUCCUGAGAUUAUUCUGCCAAUUUGAAGCAGGAGUUGCACAGAGUGCUGAUUGGCUGGACACUUCUGACAUCAUGAAGCACACAAACUCUCUCUCCUCUGGAUGCUUUUUUAGUUUUAAAGAACAAACAAUUAGGGUGGGGCUUUUAAAGAGAAAAAUCAAGUGUUGUGUGCUUGUUUAAAUAUCAAACCAUAUAAAUUGGGUUUUAACAAAUAACAAAAAAAGCAGACAGCCCACCAGAAGUAUAGGGGAAUGGGCCAAACAGGCAAGGAAAUCAGUUCUCAAUACGAAGGCAGGUACGUCUGUCUUUGAAGAGCGAAGGCGAGGGAGAGCUGAGCUCACCCCACAUGAACAAAAGAGCAUGUUGCUUUUGUAGGUGUCUAUGCACCCUAACAGUCGUUCACUACAGAGAUUCCAAGCUUGGGUUCCCAGAUGUUGGACUACGACUCUGAUAGAAGUUGUAGUCCAACAUCUGGAAACUCAAGCCUGGGAACCCCUGCACAGUAGCAUCAGCAGCUGUAAAGUACUUUCCCUCUGCACUGUCCACAACACUGCCUUGGUUUACACACCAUUGACCUGGCACUGUAAACAGUACAAAAGUGAAAUAACUUACCACUAGAGUAACCUGUUGCUGUUGGAGAUUGUAAGCACAAACACAUCCACAUAGCACAUACCUCUGUUGCCCAAAGGUCACCAAAGCUCUCUGCUUGCAACUCUGCACCCCCACCCCCCACCGUCCAGGGUGACUCCCUUAUCAUCGUGAACCAGUCAUAAAGCUGAGCAUGUUGGCAUUUAGAGUAUGUAAAUGGUGAGUUCUACUUAUUUUGAACCAGUCCUCUUGACGCGUUCCAUUUUGUUCUCCACAAGCAAGGAGCUGCUGUGGAAAGAAUCCAGAGGUGGGCCUCACACACUGUCCUUCCCAACACAGAUAUACCCAUCACCUUGCAUCUCCUGUUCACUCCCGGAAUAAACACAAUUUCUCGCUGCCUCAAA